GAGAGAAGAGAGAGAGAGAGCGGUUGUCGUGGGAAUAUCUCUGAACAUGGAGAGAUAGAGAGACAGAGAGCGUGGAACAGUGGGAAAAAGCUGAAAAAGAAAGAUCGAAGAAGCAAGACAAACCCUAACGAGAUCGGUGCGCUCUCUAGAUUCUUUUCCGCUCCUCCAAUCCUCCCUGUUCAGUUCAAUCUAGUCCAAUUCUGAGAAAGUCAGGCGCUGUGCUUCUCCACGGAUCCGCCGCUCAUUGCGGUUUCUUCGUGCUGAGGCGGCGGCUGAGAAACGGCCUCGUUUGCUCACCUGGUCUCUGGGUGUGUGCAGAAGCCCUAAGCGCGGAGCUGCGCGUUUUCUCGAGAGGCUACUGGAAUACUGGAGACCAACUCUUUCUGGAUGGGAGGUUCUAUGCCAUUGAUUUGUUUUGGCGUCUAUUAAUGAAUAUUGAUGCGAGGAUCUUAUUUUGUCAUCUACAAGGGGACUAGAAGACUGAAAGAUGCCUUCUUCACCAUUGUCUAGACGCUCCCCAGCAAGGGAGCUUAAAGUGGAAAGUGCUUGUGCCCAAAGGAGGGGUCACGUUUUAGGGACUGGAUAUCCUCUCAAGGCCAAGGAUGAUGAUCUACUCCUGUUUAAUGAAGUGCAGAACCGUGAAAGAGACAAUUCCUUGCUACACUCAGACGAUUUUGAUGAAUCCAUAUCAAAAUUGAGAUAUUUUUCGAAUACCAAUCUUGGGAUAAUGAUACCAACUCGAACCGAGAGCAAUGAUAUAUUCAAUGCAGAUGGUGGCAAAAAUGACUAUGAUUGGCUGUUGACUCCUCCUGAAACUCCUCUUUUUACUUCACUGGAUGAUGAUGUGUCACAACCUGUGAAUGUGCCUAGAGGAAGGACUAGAACUCAAUAUAUCUCAAAUUCCAAAACAGCCAUUUCUGAAAAGACUCCAAGGCUAAAGAGAAGCAGUGAGAGUCCACAUCGAUUAAGUUCAUCUCCUAGAUCUAGCUAUAGUGUCUCUCAUUCAAGAAGUAGACCUACUUCAGUUACUCACUCAAGCCCACCUCCAGUUCGACAACCUGCAACGCACUCACGAAGCCCUUCUACUCCUCCAACAAGACCUUCACUACCUGCUCGAAGGUCUUUGACUCCAACAUCAUGGAGGAUGAGUACAGGUUCAUCCACAGGUAAAAGGUGGACAUCUCCUGUAACUGCUAAUCGUGGAAAUUCUGCCUCACCAAAAUUGCGAGGAUGGCAAACAGACCUUCCUAGUUUUUCCACAGAUGUGCCACAUAACCUUCGAACUUCUCUGACAGAUCUGCCAGCAACACGUUUGCGUGGUUUGUCUCCAAUAUCUGGACAUAGAAGGAGGUCUACAUCAAAUUGUGGAAGGCACUCAGUAUCACCAACUUCUUCUAAAACUGUAACCUCAUCACACAACAGAGGAGAGCAACUUAGCUCUAUUAGCAAGCAAUCUGCAGCAUCUUCCAAUGAAGAUGAUUCUGAAUCACAUGCUUUUAUUGGAGUUCCCUAUAAUGCAGCUGCUACAAAAGACAAAGAUUUUGCACACACUAGAUCUAUGGGAUUCUCCAAGAAACCAUCAAGAUCUCCCUCUUCAAGUUCUGCACCAAAGAGAUCCUUUGAUUUGGUUAUUAGACAAAUGGAUCACCAUAAAACACCACAAAAUAUGUUCAGGCCAUUGCUAUCAAGUGUUCCUGUGACUACAUUUCACUCUGGAAAACCAAGCAGCGUGCAUCGGCCUAUAUUCUCUAGGAAUUCCUCACGUACAACCAGCAGCAAUUCAAGCUCUGAGCUUGGCACUAGUGUAGUUCUGUAUUUGCAGGAUAGUGAUAAUAAUCAAAGUGAUCAGGCUGGCGAUUUGGAUAGGAAGAAGGUUACCCGGUUGCAAGAGGAUAUAUUUGUCUUUGAUAAAUUAUGUGAAAUUAAUGAAGAUACUUGUCAUAACACUUCUGUUCCAAAAUGUGGAAAUAGUAUUGAGAUUAUUGACAUGAGUCUGUCCAAUGAAGUGGAAUCCAAGUUGGACAAUUUAACGAUCAAUGGUGUUUUGGUAGAUACUGUAGCUUCUCAAGGUUCGUCAUUUGCUGUUGACGUUUCAGGGAAUCAUGCUUCUGAAAAAAUGAUUAGAUGCUCAACCUGUGGAAAAUAUUUCAAUGUUUUGGAAGUGGACAAGAAUGUUUGUCAAGAAUGUUCAGUACCAAGUUGUUUGGUAAAUUCAAAGGAACCCAGGAAUAAUGUUCCUACCCAUGAAAUUGAUUCUGUUGAAAAUUUAAGUAUUUGCUUGAACUGUGGAAAAAGCUUCAUAGUCAAGGAUAUGAUUUUGGAUAGGUGUCAAGAAUGUGAUGCAAUUUAUGGGUUGAAUGUGUUGAAAGGUUCUGGAACCAAGCAAGUUACAACUCAGGAUGAUCCUGAAGGAAAACUGGGUUAUGGGAUGCAAAGGGAAACAACAUUGUCUAUACUGCAUGACAGUAGAGAUCAUUUUAUGCCCAACCAGCAUGGACAGCUUAGUGAAAAAGUAGAAGCUGAUUUCUCUACUGGCUGUGAGCCAUGCUUGAGAACUGAUGAAGAUGUGGAUAAUCUUUCUAAACAUGAAAUAUUAAAUCUGAAUGAAUUGGAUGAUCCAGAAUCGUGUAGUAAAUGUGAAUCUCCACCAUCACAAUCAACUUCUUGUCGAAGUGACAAUGCUGGCAACUCUGAGGGCACAGGCAUUGCAGCACUCCUAAUGAACACGACAAGCAGCAGAAAAUGGCCUCUCAUGCGAGGCAAGAGUAUUUCUGCCACAGACAUUCUUUUUCCAGAGCCUUGUUAUGGAGGAACUGAUAUGAAUGCCUUGAAGCACAGCCUUGGGAGGGACAGUUCUUCUGCUUCUUCCUCUAUUGAUCUGGGGCCAUCUGGACAAACAUACAGGCACCUUCUGCACCAGUUAAGCUAUAGGAGGAAUGAUAUUGACAAUGCGAGGUGUGAAUCCCUCAUCAGUGAUUCAGAAAAGUUUACUGUCAUUGGUAAGGCAAUUUAUCCCCAAAUUCAAAUGGAACAAGUUUCUUCUCUCAUUUCCUUUGCUCUUGAAGAUGAAGUGGAAAAUGAAGUUUCCAGUGCUGAAAAGCCUGACAAUCUUGGCGGGAAGCCAUAUUUAAGUACUACAAAGCAUAUAUCUACGAAGCAAGCUGCUAUUGGCACAUAUGUUUCUUCCCAUAGUACCUCAUCUUUGGCGAUGGGUAGCAUAUUAAUGCAAUUGGGUGAAGAAAAUAAUCAACAUGAUACUUCUAUAGCAAGUAAUCCACGUAGAAGCUCUAUUUCUUGUGGAAACACCGAUGAAGUUUGGUCUUAUAACAGAGAAAGGAGCAACGAAGAGGUUGAGAGGCUUGCUAACCAGGGAGCAUCUUCAACUGAAGACAGUUAUACACUAACUAACAUGGUUUGUGGAACUCAAGAAAUUUCUGACACUGCAGCAACUAGCUCACCUCUUAUAAUCUUAGAUCAGCAAAGUGAAAUGGUAAGUUGCCAGAAUGCACAAGUUGAUGGUACAUCUGCUGCAGUAACAAGUCACAUGGAGGGUUUCCAAGAAGAUUGCAUUUCAAAACCAGUGGAGAAGGACGUAUUGUUUUCUGAAUUGGGAUCUAAUUUUGCUCAGGAUCCAACCAUUGCAGAACCAAUGGCUACUGCUGAAUCUCCAAAGAAACAAAUGCAAAGGUCUUUUACAUUGGAAGAAGCCACAGAUACUGUUCUCUUCUGCAGUUCGAUUGUUCACGAUACCGCCUACAAAGCUGCAACAAUUGCACUGGAUAAGGAAUUCCCUGCUAAUAAGUUUUCACUUCAGCCAGUUGCAUUUCUGGCAAGUAGUGCCCCCCGCAUUAAGGAUUUCCGAGAAGCAUCCAUUCGAUACACUAAGAGCCCAAGAAAACUUAAACAGAGAAAGCCAGAAACAGCUGAUAAGUUAUCAUCUGUUGAAAUAACAGAGAUAACACCGUGCAAUAAGAAAGACUCAGACGUAUAUGACAAUGCAAAACCCCCAAAGCUGGAGUCCAAGUGCAACUGCACGGUGAUGUAGGCAAUUCGUUGUUUGCAAAUUCGACAUCACCGAUGUGAUUCUCUUCAGUAUAGUUCUAGCACUAAGUUCAAUAUUCUUUUCUGGCAAGACAGGAUUGUAUAUUUCAGAGGUGCCAUGUUUCCUUCCAUAUCUUGAUUUAUUCUUCUGAUGACGCCCAACAAGUCUUGUUUAAAGAUAAUGUCCUUGGCAACAGAUCAUGAGAGGCAUGCAAUGUUGGUGAUUGCUUCCAUUUUUCCUUGCUAGCUGGCUAAGCUGGCGCUAUUGUAUUUUUUUUCUUUCCUUUUUUUUUUCUCGAGGGAUGCACUAGUGAUUUCAUUCACUUGUAAAUUUUGUCAUUAUUGUCCUUGCCAAGGAAUUGUUGUAAUGUUGUUGAAUAAAGUGUUAUGCCUUUUCCACUU
Molecule: messenger RNA, 4443 nt
Organism: Zingiber officinale
Lineage: Eukaryota; Viridiplantae; Streptophyta; Magnoliopsida; Zingiberales; Zingiberaceae
Exons: 7
Coding region: 488-4045 (1185 amino acids)
Biological process (GO): cortical microtubule organization
Cellular component (GO): cortical microtubule
Source: RefSeq, a predicted model, not a curated record